This is a messenger RNA of Orussus abietinus, 3913 nucleotides long. It is a transcript of the gene NKAIN, whose product is annotated as sodium/potassium-transporting ATPase subunit beta-1-interacting protein. Gene Ontology annotation, biological process: regulation of sodium ion transport. Lineage: Eukaryota; Metazoa; Arthropoda; Insecta; Hymenoptera; Orussidae. The record is from RefSeq and is a predicted model, not a curated record. The transcript is spliced from 6 exons. Bases 293 to 1483 code for a protein of 396 amino acids.
AGUGAUUCGACGGCGACGGCGUCGCGGAUCGAAAGUGACCGAGUUGAUCUCGUUUGAUCGCGCGCGAUCGGAAAGUGGCGAGUCGAAACAAGUGAGCGGCGGCGAGUUUUCGGUGGGCUCGUUGCGCGCGGACAUGUCAUUUCAAUCGUCCGCAAGAACGGAAGGAACAAGUGUCGAACAUGGCGGCGCGUCCAGGGCGCAUAGAGUGAUGCAGCGCGUGCAGGCUGAUUCUUAAUUUCCUCUCUUUGGAGCUGUAGGGCCUCGUCGACGCACACUAGUCGGGCCAAAUGACAUGGGAAUUUGCAGCAGAAGACACUUCCUACUGACGAUAUGUACCCUACAACUCAUUACUACUAUAGAACGCCAAGUAUUCGACUUCCUAGGGUUUAUGUGGGCGCCGAUAUUGGUUAACUUUUUCAACAUUAUUUUCGUUAUCCUUGGAUUUUUUGGAGCCUUUCAAUGUAGACCUAAAUACAUCAUAUCGUAUUGCACAUGGAAUACCCUAUGGUUGGGUUGGAAUAUUUUCCUGAUAUGUUUUUAUCUCAAUGUAGGGGUAUUGGAUAAGAACAGUGACAUAUUGAAUUUGGGUACUGGCAGCUUCUCUUGGUGGCAAGUGAACGGGCCAGGGUGCAAAGCUGUUUACGAUGUCACAGAACCAGAACUAUUUAGACCUGCGAGGCCUACAAACGUGACGGAUUGUGUUCUAGAUUACGAAGUAGUAGAGGUAUUACAUGCGGCAACACAAUGUCUUUUAGCAAUUAUGGCAAUCGUGGGUGGCAUCUGCCUGAGUCGCGUAUUCCUCGAAGAAGAUGACAGCUUUGACUUUGUCGGAGGUGGUGACUUUGGGCUGGCAGGCCACACACCGUUGCAUCCUAUGUACGUUAGCUACUCGGCUCUUCCGCCACCUGCCUAUCCCCAGAAAAGUUCCGACCAAAGCUAUCCCACGGGCACCGCUAGCUCGCAACGAUUGGUAUACCGCGAAACGACCAUCCCGAGGCAUCCCGGUGAAAAGUCCUUUGACAACCUGGCCCGCGCCAGGACUAGACAAGACACCGGGAAAAGUAACAGGAGCAACCUCUCGGGCCGCAGCGUGGAGAACGCCCGGCUUAACGCCGAGUGCAGUAACGAUUAUUCUAACCCUUUGGACCAUUUGCAGAGACCGGUGUCUCCGUACGAGGAGUACGACUCCCUGGACAGCAACGGCAGGUUCAUCUGCCAGAGGAACAGGCUCUACCGACCGCAGUCCUCCAAGCUCAGUCCAGUCGUAGCACCCAAGGCGAAGCCUCGACCGGUCCCCGGUAAACCCACGGGGAGCGUCCACAAGCCCAGGGUCUUUACCGACCACGUUAGGGACCAGCCGUUGAGGUCCUUUUACUCGGACCCGAAAUUGGCGAUCGACCAGGAGCAGACCCUGGGACGGGAGAGGAGCGUCAGGUCCAAAAGAGACAGCAGACCGCUCUCCAUGUACACCAAUAAUGUCUGAACUGGCGUCUCGCCUAAAGAUGCCGAUUCAUUGGCGUCGAACGGGUGCUGGAACUUGGAAAAUCCUCCCCAGACUUCAGGGAUUUCAAUGUUCGAACGGACGCGAUGACGGGCUUUGGCGAAUUCGCGUGAUUAGGUGAUUAAGAAUCGUUCGUUUCAGCGUCUGGUUGGCGCCAAUGAAAAGGUACCUUGAAGAGGGGCGGAGGGUCUGUGGACGAUGGAAUCGCCUCGAAGGGUCGUUGGGAAUCUUUGACCAUGGAGUAUGUUACGCCUUUUCGGGUACAUCUCGCAUCGACGGGUGACCCUGGCUUGGAGGACUGACGGUCGGUUCUUUUUCUUUUUUUUUUAUUAUUAUUUCUGUUCUUUUAUUUUCUAUUUGGUAGAUGAUAAAAGACUUUUUAUCAAGGCUGCAGGAACUUAGACUUAGACCCGAACUGCUGGAGAGAGAAGGUAGAAGCUGAAAAGAGACGUUUAUCGUAGACUUAUGCCGGGCGACGUUCACUCGGCACGAACACCUUGAAGAGGGUGUUUAGACAAUCGGUCCGACUUUUGUCGGCAAGGAGAGCGCUCGUGCAACGAAUUAGAGUCUUGACAAGGAUUUUUCACCGGCGCGGCGUGGUACCUCUUCUGCACGGACUAGAAUACGAGUACGUGCAAAUAGGUAUCCCGAAAGCAGGGUAUGUCGAGCCGAGGAUUUUCUAAAAGGGAACUGCGGCGUUUGUUUAAACGAUCAGCGAAUCGUAUCCGGUGGUAAUCUUUUCGGUGCGGUUUAUCGAUACCCUCGUCGACGGUGCACAUACCCUGCCCGAAGGUGUUCUAACGUUAAUCGAUCAAUUGGAAUUUAUUUUUCUACCGCCCUGUACUAGACUAAUCGGAUUUUCCUAUACUUGCCAAAUAGUUAGGGUACUUGUUAACGUAGCUAGUUGCGGGUGCCUUAUCCCCGAUUAACCCGGAUCGGCAUUUUAUGCGAGUUAAUCGUUUACAAUUUACCGCCUGACCCCCGGUGUCUGUGACAAUCGAUUUUGUGCAAUGUUAUCGCGCCCUUUUUUUUUUUAUAUCAAUUAGGGUACCGAGAGAUAACGCGAACGAUGCGCUCGUUUCCGCACCUUCGACCGGUCGCGUACCCUGACUCGCCUUUGGCUUGACUUUUCUUUACUUCCCUUUUGUUUUAUUUUUCUUUUUCGCUAGUUUUCUUUCCAUUGCACCCGUUGCUCCCUGGAAUGCGCGCUUUUUAUAUUGUACUAAUAUACGUACGAUGCAUACACUGUGAUAUGUAGAACCGUCGUUGGUGACCGGCCGUGGCCGAAUCGCCGUCACCUCGGCGCAAUCUCGGAACCGCGGUUCGGUCUAGCUGAUAAGAGUACUGCAAUUGUAAUUAUACAUUAUACUUGCUGCACUUAAAGGUGCACUUUGCACGGCCGAGUCGUCGAGUACGACUGUUGGUCCCCGCGGUGCAAAGUAAUCGAUGGAUCCGAAUUUUAAUCGAUAUCGCAAGUACGCUCUUCGUCGGUGUCGUUGACUGUAAAAUGACGUUUUCAUUUUUCCUUUUUUUUCUCUCUCUCUCUCUCCCCCUCAAUUUCGAGAUAUGCAGCACUUCUACGCUGUCCUUCUCGUCGCAAAGAGACUCAAGCAUCACAAUUUCGCAAGUAACGAAUUCGUCUUACCGGUCCUUAUUGUUAAUUAAUAAUAGUAAUCACGGAUUGCAUUUAGCGAUUGAGAGUGCGGUCUGUUAUCGGUGCUACGGAAGGGAUCUUCAAUCGAUUAGGAACUCGUCUGGUAGUGCAUGGUAGUCACGGAUUUUCGUUCUUUGCCUCCUCCCCCUUUUUUUUAUUUUAUUUCUCAAUAUUCGAGUAGAUUAUCUAUGAUUUAGGCAAUCGCAUCGACUUGAUGCGUAGACGAGAAAAAUGAAAUCGCCAGGGGACCGAAAGCGGCGGCCCCUGUCGCUUCGAGAGACUAAAGUCGGACUUUUUAAUGUUAACUUUACGUAUUUAAUUUAUUGUCCCUCCGCGGAGGAUCUUUAAGUUUUUUUUCCUUCUUUCUUUACUUUUAUAGCAUUCCACUCGUUGACCAUGGAUUUACUUUUCUUUUUAUUUUUUCAUGAUAUCGAUUAGAGAUUCGUCGCUUUUUCUGAAAUGGCGCCGUGUCGGAUCCGUUUGAUACGAUUUGUCUGGAGGUUGUAUGUUAGAUUUCAUUUCGCAAGGAUUUAAUUCGCCGUUGUCGAUGAUUUAUAGAGAUGUUCCGUCGCUUGUUGCGUCAUUUCAGAAAUGAUUAAUUAGUAUUUAGUGUCGUGUAGUACGGCUAGCUUCGUUAGUAGUCUAGACGGUACCGUAUUUUCUUUAUGUAUGUAGAGAUUGGCUUUAUGUGGGUGCGACUACUGUGUUACACAUUUUGGUGCAUCCAGUGGUUAACAAUAAACGUGCAAUGCAGAACA